Molecule: messenger RNA, 1176 nt
Organism: Ambispora leptoticha
Lineage: Eukaryota; Fungi; Glomeromycota; Glomeromycetes; Archaeosporales; Ambisporaceae
Source: the annotation of a GenBank genome assembly
AUGUCAUUUGCUUUUUACUUGAAAACCAACUUACCUGCCUUUGCUCGACGAGCAGCCAUUUACGCUGGUAAUAAACCGAGAUUUUUCACGCAAACUGCACUUCUUCGUAAUGCCUCUGUCUUUCCCUCUCUCAACACCUUAACAGAAGAAGAAGCAGCCAUACGUGAAACGGUUACAAGUUUUGCUCAGGAAAUAAUAUUGCCAAAAGUUAAAGAGAUGGACGAAAAAGAAUCAUUAGACAAAGAAAUUCUCAAGGGUUUAUUUGAUCAAGGGUUUAUGGGAAUAGAAACCGAACCAGAGUAUGGCGGUUCUGGCAGUACUUUCUUGUCAGCUAUCCUUGUGGUAGAAGAGCUUGCCAAGGUUGAUCCAGCGAUUAGCGUAGUUUGCGAUGUUCAAAAUACUCUCGUAAAUACUUUAUUCCGUAAAUAUGGUAGUGAUGCCUUAAGGAAGAAAUAUUUGCCACAACUUGCAACUGGCAAGGUUGGCUGCUUCUGUUUGUCCGAAGAAUCUGCCGGUAGUGACGCGUUUGCUUUAAAAACACGUGCUGAUAAGAAAGGUGAUCAUUAUGAAAUAAAUGGCUCCAAAAUGUGGAUAACAAAUUCAUAUGAAGCAGAGAUUUUUUUGGUCUUUGCUAAUAUUGAUUUUGACGCAAAACAUAAGGGGAUUACCUGUUUCGUCGUUGAAAAAGAUUUUGGAGUGAAGGUUGCAAAGAAAGAAUCAAAGCUUGGUAUCAGGGCCUCUUCUACAUGUACUUUGAACUUUGAUGGUGUGAAGGUUCCCGAGGAAAAUGUGCUUGGUGAAGUUGGGAAAGGAUAUAAAUACGCAAUUGAGAUUUUGAACGAAGGACGUAUUGGGAUUGCUGCUCAGAUGAUUGGAUUGGCUCAAGGUGCAUUUGAUCAUGCAUUGCCAUAUACUUUAGUGCGAAAACAAUUUGGUCAACCCGUGGGCGAAUACCAGGGAAUGCAAUUUCAAUAUGCUCAAAUUGCCACUGAUAUCGAAGCUGCGAGGUUAUUGACUUAUAAUGCUGCAAGAUUAAAGCAAGAAGGCUGCAACUUUGUCAAGGAAGCUGCAAUGGCAAAAUUAUUUUCUUCGCAAGUUGCCGAACAUGCUGCAUCUAAAGCUAUCGAAUGGAUGGGUGGUGUCGGAUUCACAAGAGAGUUUCCUGGUAUUCAUUGA